AUGUCAGAGAUCCGUGCAGGUGCAGGGGCCGGUAUCCGCAUGUCGGCUUCAGAUGGGUUCAUGCACUGCAAUUCAGGAAACAUCAGGCUUAGAGGGGGGUACUCUAAGUUUCUUGACGAAUUUCCAAACACGGAUGAUGAAGCAGAAGGCGGAGCCAACUACGAAUUCCAUGAAGUUGCAGAAGAAAUGAAGCAAAUGCUCUUGAACGGCACAACUCCAGUGGACCCUGAGCUCGUGAAGAGAAAGAAAGACCCAAAUGCGUUACCAAAGAGGGGCAAUGUGCCUGAUGAAUUUCAACGCAGGUUCAAGAAAUGUAACAAAUCUCUAGAUCCAUAUGCUGGAGCAAAAGAUCUUACAUCAUAA
Messenger RNA from Guillardia theta CCMP2712, 363 nucleotides. RefSeq lists its product as hypothetical. Lineage: Eukaryota; Cryptophyceae; Pyrenomonadales; Geminigeraceae. The transcript has 2 exons. The record is from RefSeq and is a predicted model, not a curated record. The coding region runs from base 1 to 363 and encodes 120 amino acids.